AUGGACUUCCAUCUAAUCCCACGCGGUGAGGACCGGAACUAUACCGGCUUCCUCACCAAGACAAUCGUCUAUACUGCAUCUCUCAUUGUCUUCCUAGCCGCAUUUGGCCUCUCAAUAGCAUCCAUAAUCGUCCCCAACUGGGUCAGCUACCACAGUGAAAAGCCAACAUACCACUACUCCUAUGGCCUCCACCGGCGCUGUUCCUCCCUCACCGAUACAUGCGAGAGCUUCCCGAAGCGCUCAGACUGCGUCGCAGAAGACCGGCACUUCUGCUCUAUGUGGCGCACCGUCGGCUUCAUGAUGUCGUUUGCGGUCGUGCUGGAAGGGAUGAGCGUCGUUGCCUACUUGAUUAUCCUUGGUGGAAACAAGGCGCUGCGCGAGUCUGGGUGGAAGAUAUUGAGUAUUCUGAUUAUUUCGGCCGCUGUUGUUCAAGCGGCCAGUAUGUCAGUUGUGGCAUACCUGGUCGACAACGAAGCGCGUUUCUUCGUUGGCUGGCGCCUCGACGAAUCGUGGAUCUAUUGCACCGUUAGCUGGUGCGUAAGUGUUGUCUCAGCGGGGGCUUUGAUCUUCGCUGGGUACACUUUGCCCUCCGAGGGAGGGUACGAGUUGAUUCCGGAUCACUCGUGA
This is a messenger RNA of Aspergillus puulaauensis, 627 nucleotides long. RefSeq lists its product as uncharacterized. Lineage: Eukaryota; Fungi; Ascomycota; Eurotiomycetes; Eurotiales; Aspergillaceae. The transcript has 4 exons. The record is from RefSeq and is a predicted model, not a curated record. The coding region runs from base 1 to 627 and encodes 208 amino acids.